This is a messenger RNA of Diospyros lotus (date-plum), 1626 nucleotides long. RefSeq names its product protein phosphatase 2C 51-like. Gene Ontology annotation, cellular component: nucleus; cytosol. The record is from RefSeq and is a predicted model, not a curated record. Lineage: Eukaryota; Viridiplantae; Streptophyta; Magnoliopsida; Ericales; Ebenaceae. Gene Ontology annotation, molecular function: cation binding; protein serine/threonine phosphatase activity. The transcript has 3 exons. The coding region runs from base 17 to 1438 and encodes 473 amino acids. Gene Ontology annotation, biological process: protein dephosphorylation.
GAAGAUCCAUCUCACGAUGCGGUUUCCCGUGCGCCCCUCCCACGUGGCAUACAUCCACUGGAUCCGGCCCACCUUAAAGGCCUUUUCCAUUUUCAUGCCGGCCCUCCCUUCUUCUGCAAUUUUAUUUGAAUCAUCAUCGCUCAUCGCAUUCCCCAGAUCAUCAUAUGGUAUUGGUAUUGCGCUUCUUCCACUUUUCUAUCUCAUGACGACCGGCCUGAGGCGUGAUCCGCCGUCCGCGGCUGUCGGCGCUUUGCGUGGAAUAGCGCUGUCUCGUUCCGGCGUGAUGUGUCGGUACAGCGUGAGACGAGCGCAGGCUCGCCGGAAAAGGUUGGAGAUCCGGCGGCUAGAGCUUUCGAGUCAGGUCGCCGGCGGUGGCGGCAAAGUUAUAUCCAGUGAGAAGUACUCCAAGAAUACGGAAUCUGAGAGCAGAAAGAGAGAUUCCGACCUCUCUGAAAGCAAGAACAGUGCGGAGAAGCGAGUUUCAGAGCUGUCUUUGUCGUACUCGUCAUCGUCGGAGACCGACGUCGUUUUUCCUCGGAUUGAAGCGAUGAAGAGUUGGCGGAGUAUCACGUGCUUACCGCACGGAUCGGUAUCGAUGAUCGGGCGGAGAAGUGAAAUGGAGGACGCUGUGAGAGUGGAGCCAGGGUUUCUUGCCAGUCAUUCAAGAGUGUAUGACUUCUUUGGCGUGUACGACGGUCACGGAGGCUCGCGUGUGGCGCAAGCCUGCCGCGACCGGUUGCACCGGCUACUGAAGGAGGAGAUUGAGGAGAUAGGAACAUUCGAAUCGACGUCGUUAGUGGAUUGGGAGAAGGUGAUGGUGGCGUGUUUUGAGAAGAUGGAUGAGGAAGUCAAUGAUAAUAGGAAGGGCAGUACGGCCUUGUCGGAAACGAUAGGUUCCACGGCGGUGGUGGCGGUGGUAGGAGCGGAGGUGGUGGUAGUUGCCAAUUGCGGCGACUCAAGAGCUGUUCUAUCCCGAGAAGGCGUCGCCGUGUCCAUGUCUAAUGAUCAUAAGCCUGACAGACCUGAUGAGUUAGAGAGAAUUGAAGGUGCUGGUGGAAGGGUUAUAAACUGGAAUGGGCAUCGAGUCUUAGGAGUUCUUGCUACUUCAAGAUCAAUAGGGGAUCACUACCUGAAACCAUUUGUAAUACCCAAACCAGAUGUGGCAGUGAGCAAAAGAACCAACCGAGAUGAGUUCCUGAUCCUAGCAUCUGAUGGCUUAUGGGAUGUGGUCUCAAAUGAGGUUGCGUGCCACGUUGUAAGGCAAUGCCUAUAUGGCAAAAUGAAGAGGAGUUCCCUAGUGAUUGCAAAUGGAAGUAAAUUGAGCAAGUUUGUGAAGGACAGCCGUGCUGCAGAUGCAGCAGCCAUACUAGCCGAGAUGGCACUGGCCCGGGGUAGUGAAGAUAACAUUAGUGUGGUGGUAGUGAAUUUAAAUGAAUAGAAACAAGUAGAGGCACAAAAUAAAGGCGAGAUGGAGUAGCUUCUCUCUACGUACCCUUUGUUUUCUCCAUUUUACCUUGUAAUCAUAUGCUGAGAUUGAUUUCAUCAAUUCGAGAAUGUACAGGAUGGUUCCUCAGUUUUGGACGUUGGUGACUCUGGUUAUGUUUGGAAAACCCGCAUUACUUAUUA